Molecule: messenger RNA, 1155 nt
Organism: Mastomys coucha (southern multimammate mouse)
Lineage: Eukaryota; Metazoa; Chordata; Mammalia; Rodentia; Muridae
Product: histone H1oo
Exons: 5
Coding region: 87-884 (265 amino acids)
Biological process (GO): nucleosome assembly
Cellular component (GO): nucleosome
Molecular function (GO): DNA binding
Source: RefSeq, a predicted model, not a curated record
UUAAAUACCAUUGGAGGUAUUUAAGGAGGGAAGUUUGGAGGCUGCCCGCUGAGUGAGCAUUGGCCUGGCCUGCUGCUGCCUGUGCCAUGGCUCCAGGGAGUGUCUCCAGUGUUUCCUCCUCCUCCUCUCUUCCCUCCAAGGACACAUCACCGACUGGACCAUGUGGGCUCCCUGGGGCUGACAAGCCAGGUUCAAGUUGCAGCAGAAUCCAAGCAGGCCAACGGAACCCAACGAUGCUACGCAUGGUGCUAGAGGCUCUAAAGGCCAGGGAGAAGCGCCAGGGCACAUCAGUUAUAGCCAUCAAGGUCUAUAUCCAACACAAGUACCCGACGGUGGACACCACCCGCUUCAAGUACCUGCUGAAGCAGGCUCUGGAAACUGGCGUUCGUCGAGGCCUCCUCACCAGGCCUGCCAACUCCAAGGCCAAGGGUGCCACUGGCAGCUUCAAACUAGUUCCCAAGCCCAAGCAAAAGAAAGCCUGUGCCCCAAAAGCCGGCAGGGGAGCUGCAGGUGCCAAGGAGACAGGCCCCAAGAAAUCUGGAUUGCUGAAGAAAGACCAAGUUGGCAAGGCCAAGAUGGAGAAAGGGCAGAAGAGGAAGUCUUAUCCUUGCUCAGUUGCCACAUUGGAGAUACCGCCUAAGAAAAUCAAGGUGAAACCUUUAGAGGUCAGAAAGGCCCCUCUAAAACCAGACAAAGCUGCAGGGGCCCCUCUCACUGCUAACGUAGGCCAGAAGGUCAAAGACAGUGGGAGCAAACAAGAAGCAGAUGCCCAUGGGAAAACCAAAGGUGUGUGUGAGAAAUCAAAGCCCUCGGCCAGCAAGGUAAGCUCAGAAUACUGCUGCUUCCCUCGCCAAAAGGAAGAUGGCAGCCAUGGCCCACACUGAGACAGUACAGAAGACCAAAGCGCCCACUCCUUCCCAGGACGUGGGACACAAAGCACAACCCACACCUAGGGUCAGGAAGACCCCCGAGAACACCAAAAGGCCUGAGUUACCCUCCAAGACCUUGUCCAAGGCUCCCAGCAAGAAGGCUGAGGCUAGCGGCUAGGGCCCCGGGUUGGGGAGAUGUCGGACUCUGAAGCUUUUUAUUCUCUAACAAACUGUAAUAAUGCUUAAUCAUAAUGUAUUUAUCAAUAAAGACUUUUCUUUGUAUUCA